AUGGCAUCGUUCACCUCCGUGACGCGUCUAGCAUCACCCGUCGCGGCCCGUCGUCGAUCGAUCGCCGCCAAACCCUCGCGCGCGACGGUCUCCAGGACGGUGGCGCGCGCGGCGUCCGGCGGUGACGACGACGACGAGCCCAAGCUCAUCGAUCGCGACAACCUGGAGGGUAACCCCGAGUACCUGAAGGGCUUCGUCAGCAGCGGCGUGGGACCCGACGACGACGUGCAGGUGGACGGGAGGGACACGCUCACCGCGUCCAUGCGCCUGGCCGCGCAGACGGCGUCG
This is a messenger RNA of Micromonas commoda, 288 nucleotides long. RefSeq lists its product with no specific name. The transcript has a single exon. The annotation marks the transcript as partial. NCBI's taxonomy places the organism in Eukaryota, Viridiplantae, Chlorophyta, Mamiellophyceae, Mamiellales, Mamiellaceae. The record is from RefSeq and is a predicted model, not a curated record.